This is a messenger RNA of Priapulus caudatus, 2092 nucleotides long. RefSeq names its product phenylalanine dehydrogenase-like. The transcript has 10 exons. Bases 162 to 1781 code for a protein of 539 amino acids. The record is from RefSeq and is a predicted model, not a curated record. Gene Ontology annotation, biological process: amino acid metabolic process. NCBI's taxonomy places the organism in Eukaryota, Metazoa, Priapulida, Priapulimorpha, Priapulimorphida, Priapulidae. Gene Ontology annotation, molecular function: oxidoreductase activity, acting on the CH-NH2 group of donors, NAD or NADP as acceptor.
CGAGGUUUACCGAAGUUGUGAAACCUUACGUACAGUUACAAGAUUGUCAUAAGUUCAUAACAGUGCACAGGAAUUCUUCGUGGAGUUUUUUGUUGUUAUUUAUAAAUCAGUGUUAUGAUAGUAACUGUAUUAGUAUUAUUUUGUACUUUUCAAUUCGUAAAAUGAAUGCAAGUCCAAGUUUUCUGGUUGGCAUUAGGAAAUGUUCACAAUGUAUUCGUGUGGCGCUGCUUAAAGUAUCGCGUUCGAUUACACUUCGCGAAUGCAAUGUUGCCAAUGGCAAUGGCAAUGGCAAUGGCAAUGGCAAUGGCAAUGGCAAUGGUUUGUUGUCGUCGUCUCGCCCUACUACAGUCUUGGCUCGCAAUUACUCAAAUCUACAUCAUUAUGAAGAACGUAAGUCAUCCCCAAAGAAACCAAUUUUGGACAUGGAUCCUAAUGCGUUCGGUGGAUGGAUGAGGAAAAAUAAAAUUCGACGAUGCUUCGCCGUUUAUGAUAGACAUGCUGGUCAUGUAAAGGUCUCUCAUCCAGAACUCGAGGAACUAAAGCGAAUGUUAGAGGAGUCAAAACACUAUCAUAAUCAUGAAGCUAUCUUCAUGAGCCUGGGGAUUCGCACUGAUGCACUGAUGUGUGCUUUUAUAUGGAACACUUCUCGUGGCAUUGCUCAAGGAGGUGUAAGCAUUCUACCUCAUACAAGUAUGAAGAAUGUUCUUGAAAAUGGACUGCAUUCAUCCAUGAUGACAGGCAUUACAGCAGCCCUAGCAGGCUUGUGGGUUGGAGGAGGCAGUUCAAUCAUAAUUGAACCAAAGGUAGCAAGGCGACACCAACUAAGCUAUAGGGAGAAGAUGUUCUUUGAUUUUGGAGAUUUUUUAACCUCACUCAAUGGAUGUUACAUUGCAUCUGAGGAUAUAGGAACAACGACGAUGGACAUCACACAUGCCCGAACCCGCAGUCGAUACGUCACUGGUCUGUCUGAAGAUCAAGGCGGGUGUGGAAAUCCGUCUCAUGCUACUACAAAAGGUGUGAUUUGUGCAAUGGAGGCUACACUUGACUUUCUGAAGAUGGGGACUCUUGAGAAUAAGACUGUUGCUAUUCAAGGGGCUGGGAAUGUUGGUCAACAAUUGGUUUGUCAGUUGGUCGAGAAAGGCGUGUCUUCAAUCCAUGUGACAGAUGUCCAUGAGAACCAACUUGACAGUAUUCGAAAUCUACACGUCAGAGAGAGUCAUGGAAGCAUUGUAUUGGAGAAAGUGCAAGAGUACGAUACAGGGAUAUUUGCCCAGCCCUGCGAUGUAUUUGCGCCAUGUGCAAGCACUGGUCUGACUCGCGUGCUGACACACCGCACCAUACCGCUACUGCGGGCGAGAAUCGUGUGUGGUUCAGCCGUAAAUCAACUCAUGGAUCUCAGUGAUAGCAGGCUGCUUGCUGACAUGGACAUCACCCACAUUUCUGAUGUCAUCACAAACCGCAUGGCAUUGGUACACUACGCCAGCGAGCCAUUUGGGAGACAACCAAACGAUCCAUUCAUGGAGCGACAUUUCGAUCCAACGUGGGAGUACUCGAUAUACAACAUGACACAGCAGAUUCUCCAGAAAUCGCAGGAUGAUGAGAUAUGUCCGUCUGAAGCGGCCACUGCUAUUGGUGAGCAACUCUGCAAACAAGUGGAUCCCGCAUGGCCUAACAGAGGGUCCCAAAUAAUCUAUGCAUUGUUACGGUCAGGCUGGCACCAGCAGCAAGAUUACUGGCGGAGGCGUAGCAACAUGUAUUGGAGUCAUAGUAUGGGGGUGUAGUUAUGAUUGUGUAAUGAGCUGUGACCCAUAGUCAGUUUAGAAUAAUGACAGCGAUUUGAUUGUUAUGAUAAUUAGUUGCAGUAGUUACUGUGAAUAUCUUUUUAAUGUGAGUUGCAUGCUAUAUAUUUAUAACUCGGUUUAGCAUUAUAAUAACUAUGAAUUGUGCUUUUAUGACAUGGAUUUUACAAUGGCUACACAUUAUUGAAACACAGAUAAUUAUAUAAACUGGUGUGUUCAAGUGUCAAACUAUAUAUUUUUACUUCCAAACGGUUUUAAAUCAAAUACACAUUUUUAAUAAAUCAAGAAUCUCA